AUGAUCGCUAACGGUUCCGAACAAGACUGGUUGUGCAUUGCUGGGACAACCUUGACCGUUGUUCUCAAGGCUUGGGUGAGCGAUCGUACUUACCAAUCAACGUUGGCACACGCGUCCAAGCCCAAGUUCUUGAUUGUCCGAAACUUUUCCCUUGAAGUUAGCACUACAAGUCAAGGCAAUUACCAAGAACGCGGUCAAAAGGAUUUAAAACACAUCAACGUAAUCAAGCCAAAAAUCGCAAAGAGCCCAAUAUCUCGCAAACCUCAUUUUAAGGAUACCUCCGUUGUCAAAACAACCAUUGUUCCCACAGCAACAUCUACAAGCACUGAUGGCCGACCCAACGCGCAGCAAACGAUCGAAACAUAUGUCAAAACAUACAUGGCGUCGGAAAAAGAACCCUCUUUGCGAGAUUUUCUAGACACAUGCAUCAGCGAAGCGGCUGCAACCACCGAUUCGCGUACGGAUGUCAAGCGUGUUUGGACUAAGAGAUACCAAACAGUAGCGAAGCAGUUGAACGUCGACAACAUAGUAGAUAAAAAUAUCGACUGGGACGACAUCAAAGCACAAGUUGAAAGCAUCAAGAAAGAACAGUGCAAAUCAAAAAGAAGCAGACCCACCACAUCAACAGAGACAUCGAAAAGUGGCUCGUGGGAAUUGACAGCCGAAGCAAAAGACCGCUUCAUCAAAGAUUCUCAAAGCAUGGAAGAAGACAAGAAGUGGUUGUUGCAAACUAAGGAAGACGGUACCAAAGUCUACCUGGAAGACAUCAUGUUUCAAUACCGAAUGGAGUGCGAUUAUGAGCAGUGGAUUCAAGAAAAACAAAAACAGGAAGCCGCUGCACGAGAAGCCAGACACUGUGAGCAAGAGAAAGAACGUCAGUCGGAGGAAGAGCAGAUGCGAAAAGAACAAGAGGUGCGGGCGCAAAAACGGAGGAAAGAAGAGGCAGAGGUCUUGGAACGUCGAAGAAAGAAAAUCGAGGAACAUGAAAGGCGCGAACGCGAAUUAGCGCUCAAGCGAGAAGCGGAAGAAAAGGCAGUUGAAAAGCACCUUUACAAAGGACAAGGCAGGAAGCAGAACGUGCGGCUAGGGAAAUACGGCUUCGUCAAGAAGAGAUCGAAUGAAGGUUUUUUUUAA
This is a messenger RNA of Zychaea mexicana, 1134 nucleotides long. RefSeq lists its product as uncharacterized. Lineage: Eukaryota; Fungi; Mucoromycota; Mucoromycetes; Mucorales; Lichtheimiaceae. The transcript has 9 exons. Bases 1 to 1134 code for a protein of 377 amino acids. The record is from RefSeq and is a predicted model, not a curated record.